Molecule: messenger RNA, 1131 nt
Organism: Seminavis robusta
Lineage: Eukaryota; Bacillariophyta; Bacillariophyceae; Naviculales; Naviculaceae
Source: the annotation of a GenBank genome assembly
AUGGCAGCAACUCCUUUUGACACCAUCAAAGCAUUUGCGAGUUCUGGGCUGUCAGAGGCUACUAUUUUGUCCACUCGCUUCCAGAUGCCAAGUCUGAAGAAUGGACAGCAGACAUUUGCACAGAAAAAGGCGGGGAGUGUACCUUACAAUCCCGAAUGCCUGAAGUUUGUAGAGGCAGACACCCUGAAGAAAACCCUGCUUCAAGACUUCACUCCUUCUACCGACCCUGUGGAGAUGGCCUUACCUCCGAUUGACGCAAGGUCUCCUCUGUUCAGUGAGGAUGAUAACCGACGGGAUUUGGCUUACAAGGUCUAUUUACCUCUCUCUCGGCUUUUGCAGAAGAAGCACAGCAUGUCAUUCUCAACGGAUUGUCCUUGGCAAAUUAGUCAUGGAGCGGCCGACACCAGGGUGAUCGCACGCAGGAAUGGUAGAAAAUUGGUCGCUAUAGAAGAAAAAAGCGAAAGUCUCUUUCAGGGUCUCCUGUUGGACGAGUUAACUUUUUCGGUUGCUUGCAAGGAAGGUCGGGAGGAUAUGAUUUUGGGACUCAACAAUCAGAUGCAGGAGGCGUUGUUUGCCUGUCCCCUAGUCCUGGCUCGAUUGUUGGGUUACAUGAAGGCGGAUCAGGUUGCCUACUAUGGCAUCAUCAUGACGUCCGGUCGUGCUUAUUUUAUUUGGGUGUCUGCACAGGAAUCCAAGCAACCUGCCAGUGACGCAGGAGGACAGUCGGCACCAAAGAAGCAGAAAGUGGAAACUCUGGAUGUUUUCUCAAACCAAGGGCCAGGAAUUUACCUUUCUGAAUGCGUGAUGGUCAACAACGAGGAUUUCUUGAAGGUCCUGUACUUGUUCUUGGUGCGUGCAAACUUGUCGCAAGAGAACAAACUACGUGGAGUUAAAGCUGGAACACUGCUGGCACUGCCCUCCUCUGGGGGUAGCUUUCUAAAAGGUCCCGAGCAACAAAAAAUGCCCACUCCGGGGAAAUCAAAUUCAAGCAGAAACACAACCAAGACACCGGACAAUAGACGGCCAGCAACACCAGACAACGGGCACCACAAGCCCCUCUCUAAUCUGUCUCUUACCAACCAUUCCCACCUUCAAGGAAGGGACUUUGCUCGUGAGUUCUUUGGGACGUGA